UACUAGAAAUGCAAGUCGUUGUUUCAACUUUUUUGUAGAGGAUGGCCACUCAUUUCUAAUGCUAUGCUAUCUUCUUUUUACUUGUGUAACGAGUCAUCUUAAUUACUUGCCUAACAAACAGCCAUUCCACGUUGAAGCAAGAAUUUUAAUGAUGCCCAUAUUCCAAAAAUGGAGCUUCUUUUUUCUGCUUCUACGUUUGUUAGUCAUAGUGUUUGGAAUCAAAGAUUAUAACUAUACAAGAAAUGAUUUCCCAGAUAACUUUGUUUUCGGUUCUGGAACUUCUGCUUAUCAAGUUGAAGGGGCAGCAUUUGAGGAUGGAAAGACGCCUAGCAUUUGGGACACUUUUGCUCAUGCUGGUUUCCAUGAUGGAGCCACCGGAGACAUUGCUUGUGAUUCGUACCAUAAAUACAAGGAAGAUGUACAGCUCAUGGUGACUAGAUUUUCCAUUUCAUGGCUGAUACCUAAUGGAAGAGGACCUAUCAACCCGAAGGGCUUACUAUACUACAACAAUCUCAUUGAUGAACUUAUCAGCCAUGGGAUUCAACCACAUGUGACAUUAUAUCACUGCGACCUACCACAGGCACUUGAAGAUGAAUAUGUGGGAUGGCUUAGCCGAAAUAUAGUGAAGGACUUCACAGCAUUUGCUGAUGUGUGCUUCAAGGAAUUUGGGGACAGAGUUUUUAAUUGGACUACAAUAAAUGAGGCGAACAUACUUGCCGUGGGUGGUUAUGAUAAUGGACUGAUACCCCCAAAGCGCUGUUCCCCACCAUUUGGAUUCAAUUGUACUGGUGGUAAUUCGUCAACUGAGAUAUACAUCGUAGGCCAUAAUAUGUUGCUUGCACAUUCUUCAGCAGCUAGACUAUACCAGAGGAAAUACAAGUCCGUUCAGCAGGGUUUUGUGGGAAUUAAUGUCUAUGGUCUCGGGUUUCUUCCUUACACAAACUCAGAGGCUGAUGUAAUUGCAGUCCAACGAGCCCUCGAUUUUUAUAUUGGUUGGUUUAUAAACCCCCUGAUAUUUGGAGACUACCCUCAAACAAUGAAGAAAAAUGUCGGUUCAAGACUUCCCACAUUCACCAAACGUGAAUCAGAGUUAGUUAAGGGUUCACUAGACUUCAUAGGGCUGAACCAUUAUUCUCAAGCGUACAUCAGGGACAAUCCCAGCUCCCUCGAAAAGGAUCUCAGGGACUUUAAUAUUGACAUGGGAGUAGAGGCUUUAUUUUCAGUUGAAGGACAUCAGCCAAACGAGCCACCACCCCCAGGACCGAUGCCAGUGAGACCGUCUGCACUUAGCGAUCUGUUGGAGCAUUUUAAACAAGUUUAUGGCAAUCCACCUAUUUAUGUUCACGAAAAUGGUCAGCAGACACGACGCAACGCGACACUGAAUGACACAGAACGUGUGGAAUAUUUGCAUGCUUACAUUGGAGCUGUUCUUGAUGCUCUGAGGAAUGGAUCAAACACAAGAGGAUACUUUCAAUGGUCUUUCUUAGAUGGUUUGGAGAUAUUGAGUGGCUAUAAGGCAUCCUAUGGACUCUUCUAUGUAGAUUUGGAUGACAAAGAACUAACAAGAUACCCAAAGCUUUCUGCAAAGUGGUACUCCAAUUUCUUAAAGAGAAGAAGCUCCAGAACUAGCUCAAUUUUUGAAGUUGGGAACAAAGUAUUUGCUUCUGCCAAAUCUAAUUAGUUUUCUUGAUAAAAAUAUCCUUAUUUUGUUCACAACUAUCAACUACCACCAUAUACCAUCCACAACCACCAUCCUCAACCACAACCACCACCUACGUACCACCUUCAACCAUCCUCCUCAACCAUAAUCAUCACCUACCACCCAUAACCACCAUUCUCAACUACAACUACCACGAGCACCAAUCACCACAUAUAGUCAAUCGUUAUAAUCCCUAGUUAUCAUUUACAAUCAUCACUAUCAGUUGCCAUCACCAUUAGCUACACCAUCUUCUACCACAAAUGUUAGUCGCCACCACCAUCAACCACUAUUGUUGACAACUUCUGUACUCAACCAAUAUCUCCAAUAGUGACUACCCAUAACCAGGGGCGUCGCCACGCGGAGCCAAGGGGUGUCAUCCGACACGCUUGGCCAAUUUUUGUUUUACUUAUAUACAUGCAAAAUCUAUAAACGGAAAUAUUAGAGCACAUAUAAAUAAAAUGACACUGCUUGUCACCAAGGAUAUUGGGAUU
This is a messenger RNA of Lycium ferocissimum, 2190 nucleotides long. RefSeq names its product beta-glucosidase 11-like. Gene Ontology annotation, biological process: carbohydrate metabolic process. Lineage: Eukaryota; Viridiplantae; Streptophyta; Magnoliopsida; Solanales; Solanaceae. The record is from RefSeq and is a predicted model, not a curated record. Gene Ontology annotation, molecular function: beta-glucosidase activity.